AUGUUGGGCUAUCAACUUAAUGGAAAGCCAGAGAUAAGGCCCAUAGACACAUUUAAAUCCGAAGCUAACUUCACUAGACCAGAGUCAAUUGACUGGAGAGAAAAAGGAGCAGUAUUUGGAGUUAAGAAUCAAGGACAAUGCGGUUCAUGCUGGGCUUUUAGUACUACAGGUGGUCUUGAGGGUCAACUUGCCAUUCAUCAUAAACAAUACAUUCCUUUGAGUGAGCAAGAAUUAGUGGCUUGUGAUAAAGAUAAUUAUGCUUGUGUAUGUGGUUGGAUUGACGUUUCCUAUGCGUACGUACAACAAAUUGGUCUUAGUUCAGAGGAGCAGUAUCCAUACCUUGGCCAGGGAACAAGUGUAGGGCCAAUUUCGAUAUAUGUCAACGCUAAUGAUGAUUGGCAGCUCUAUGGAGGUGGUGUUUUCGAUGACAUAGACUGUGACGAUCUAUUUUUUCAUGCGGUUCUAAUCACAGGCUACGAUUCUCAAUCCUGGACCAUCAAAAACUCUUGGGGAACGGGAUGGGGAGAAGAAGGAUACAUUAGACUUAUUAGGGGUAAAAGUCAAUGCGAUGUCACAGUAUUUCCCAUAUACCUUGUACUGUAA
Messenger RNA from Diorhabda sublineata, 603 nucleotides. RefSeq names its product cathepsin K-like. Gene Ontology annotation, molecular function: cysteine-type endopeptidase activity. NCBI's taxonomy places the organism in Eukaryota, Metazoa, Arthropoda, Insecta, Coleoptera, Chrysomelidae. Gene Ontology annotation, cellular component: lysosome. The transcript is spliced from 3 exons. The record is from RefSeq and is a predicted model, not a curated record. Bases 1 to 603 code for a protein of 200 amino acids.